AUGUAGUAAGCAGCAUUAGCACAGCACUAUCAAACACAAGCACCAAUUUACCAUUAGCACCACCAUAAAUCUCAUUCAAUUACUCAGUCUCCCAUUUUGCCCUCUGCCUCAAUUACUUUGAAGCCUUAACUUACCUAAACUCCGAACCCAAACUACAAUUCUUUCAAUAAAUACAAACAAUACUAUCCAAAUGAUUUAAUACGUUCACAUCACGGUAAAUCUAUUUCUCUAAUGGUUGAUCAAAACUUUGUCGGCAAGAUUGGAUGGGGUAUGGAAAAGCCAGUGCUUAACGAAUCACCUAGGCGAAAUGUCCUUGCACUAGAGGAUCAGCCGCAUAAAAGUUAUUGGGAUAAGGAGAGGUACAACUUUUUCUUGAAAAAUAAUGGUAACUUCUCAACUAACAUAGACAAAAAGACAUCUACACACUACGAUCAGUAUCAACUGAUGGACUUAAAGUCGCUUCGAUAGAUGAUUAAAGAUAACCCUAAGACCUUCCCUAAGAAAAUGAAAAAUCUUUAUUUUGUGGAAUAGCAGGUGCAGACACAUAUUAGAGAACUUGACAUUGAUUAAGGGAGGACCAGUCUACUGAUGCAAGUAUCCUCAAGACUUAAUGGAAUGCCUUCGACUAGGGAUCAAGUAUCCCUUCUGGAUAUGCUUUAAUCUCCAUCAAAGCAUAGUACAGCCAGUAAAUAGCUGGAUGCGAUGAGGAAAAGUCAGAACCGUUCUUUCAAUCACAGCUUCAGAAAUUCAAAUUUGAAUAACUUCUCAAUCAGAGAAGAGAUAGAUGAAAUGUCUCCUCGUGGAGAUUUAAGUCUCACUAAAAAGGAAAUUAGCGUUAUCUAGCAUCCUCAAAAGAUAUUAGAUUCAUCAUUUCAACUUCAUUCUUUCAAAAAAUAAAGAUUUUCUUCAUUAACGGCUGACAAUAAGCACUUUCAAUCUUUGCAAUCUUAAACUAAUCCAAAUUCAUAUAGGAAAAAGAUUGAAAAGUGCCCUAAAAUGCAGAAGCAUAUGGAUAAAAACUAGCAAAUGGCUCACAAAAAGCUCCUCGAAAAUUCAAUAGCAUUAGCUAAUAGCAGUGGUAUUUAUGAUUAAGAUCGCCCAUUCAACUAAAGUUUUGAUCGGAACUAUAGCCCUAGUCCAAGAAAUAUUUUAUCAAAGACUGGAAAUAAUUUGGAAAGAGCUUUGAGCGUUAUAAAUAGCGGGAGAAGUAACUAAGAAGGCAGUUUUGGAGGAAGCUUCAAGAAGAAAAGAAGUAACAAAGUCGAGCAUUCUAUUGAUUUCCAAGCUAAAUUGCCUGAUCUUAAUCAGUUCUUCAAGAAGCUGCCAAAUCAUGCAAGACCAAAAGGAAUGAUAAAUUUACCAUUUAUACUUGGAAAUGAAUAGCAAAGAGAUCAACUGAAUGCAGUUCAUAAUGCUAGCAUAUUCUAAAAUGAAAACAGCAUUAGUCUGAGCAAUAACAACGAUAAAAUUAACAUUCAGGAAUCACUCAUAGGACCUCUUAAUGAUGUUAGCACUGAAGAUUAAUAAGUUUCUAUUUGA
This is a messenger RNA of Stylonychia lemnae, 1539 nucleotides long. The record is from the annotation of a GenBank genome assembly. Lineage: Eukaryota; Ciliophora; Spirotrichea; Sporadotrichida; Oxytrichidae.